Messenger RNA from Oncorhynchus kisutch (coho salmon), 3916 nucleotides. Its product is annotated as phosphatidylcholine:ceramide cholinephosphotransferase 1. The record is from RefSeq and is a predicted model, not a curated record. Bases 905 to 1999 code for a protein of 364 amino acids. Gene Ontology annotation, cellular component: plasma membrane; Golgi membrane; endoplasmic reticulum membrane. Lineage: Eukaryota; Metazoa; Chordata; Actinopteri; Salmoniformes; Salmonidae. The transcript is spliced from 6 exons. Gene Ontology annotation, biological process: sphingomyelin biosynthetic process; ceramide biosynthetic process. Gene Ontology annotation, molecular function: sphingomyelin synthase activity; ceramide cholinephosphotransferase activity.
GUAGAAACGAAGACUGUUCUCAGGGAACGCCUGGUUGUAGCUAAAUAUGCUCGACUUGCGUCGGGGACAAUUUUAGUUUACCCUAAACCUAACCUUAAUCUAAUUAGGCAAGUCAGUUAAAAACUAAUUAUUAUAUCAAUAACGGCCUAACCCGGCCAAACCUAACCCGGAUGGCGCUGGGCCAAUUGUGCGCCCCUCAUGGGACUCUCAAUCAGGUUCUGUAGUGACGCCUCUAGCACUGAGAUGCAGUGCCUUAGACCGCUGCGCCACUCGGGAGCCCCCUCUUAGGUUGGGGACGUCCCAAGGAUUCCGGGUAGCAGUAACUAGAAUUACGUCAAAAGACGCACUUAUUCUAUCUAAAGAAGUGGCGCCGAUGGGCGAUGGAUCCCUUUGCUAAUGUAAAGCACAUGAGGUGAAAGAGAGAGCCACACCCUGUAAGAAUUACCCUCCCGUGUUCUUCGAAUGUCUUGCAUGGAAGUUACCGCUCCCGCGCUUAACACAAAGUUGCCUCAAUUUGCAUGUUUGUUCAUUUCCUACGAGGAAUAGUGUAGCGUAACUAUUUUCGUGUCGGGGAUCAUUCGGCAAAAUAGACACAGUAGCAACAAGUACAAAAAGUCACUGCAUCGAACAUCUGAAAAUGCAAUCCCACCUUGUUGGGUUAAACUCUAGAUAAACCUGACUGGAUACUCCAUUUGUCGGCAGCACCCAAUGUGCUUACCACAUGAUGUGUGACUUCAGGAGGGCUCAGGAUUUGUUAGUUGUGAACAUCUCUGGACUCUCCCUCCAUUGUUUCUCCUUCUGUUUGCAAUGUGUACGCCACAGGGUUUGACAUAAAGAAAGUGGUCCAUUGGUCAACGAAGGACGUGCUCCUGUGGCCUUACGUCACCUGAACGGCAAGGGCCUCAUGCAGCUCUCUAAAGCGGACUUCCAGACGGCUCCUCUGGCCCUUGUCACCUUGGACGGAGGCAGACAGCUCCUGGACAAGAUGGAGACUCUCAGGAUAGAGCACCACAUUGAAACGCAUAAAAACAGGCAUGCCAACGGAUACGCCAUCUUGGCCGUCAACAGUGAGGUUAAUGGGAACAAGCCCAAGAGGAAUGGUGUGGUCAAUGAGUUCCACAAGGAGCGGAUCCAGAUCCCCAUGCCUGAGAUCACCCGCUCUCCGUUUCCUGAGGAGUGGGGGAAGACGGGCGUGGCUUUUGUCUACGCCACGAUCUGCUUCAUCUUCACCACCAUUAUGAUCUCCGUGGUCCACGAACGUGUGCCUGCCAAGGAGGCCACUCCACCCCUACCAGACAAGUUCUUUGACUUUUUCGGGCGAGUAGACUGGGCUUUUUCUAUAUGCGAAAUCAACGGCAUGAUACUGAUCGUCCUGUGGCUUCUACAGUGGGCACUGUUAAAAUAUAGGUCCAUCGUUGGUCGGCGGUUCUUUUUCAUCAUUGGCACACUCUACCUCUACAGGUGUAUCACCAUGUACAUCACCACACUCCCCGUGCCAGGGAUGCAUUUCAAGUGCUCUCCUAAGCUGUUUGGUGACUGGGCAUCCCAAAUGAGCCGAGUGAUGAAGAUGAUUGCAGGAGGAGGCCUGACCAUCACUGGCUCUCACCACAUGUGUGGGGACUACCUUUACAGUGGCCACACAGUCAUGCUGACACUCAUCUAUCUCUUCAUUAAAGAGUAUUCCCCCAAAAAGUUAUGGUGGUACCGCUGGAUCUGCUGGCUGCUCUGUGCUGUGGGACUCUUCUGCAUUCUCCUGGCUCAUGACCACUACUCUAUAGACGUGGCGGUGGCUUACUUCAUCACCACACGCCUAUUCUGGUGGUACCACACCAUGGCCAACCAGCAAAAGCUAAAGGAAUCAUCGCAGAGCAACUUUUUCUCAAGGGUGUGGUGGUACCGAUUUUUCCAGUACCUUGAACAGAAUGUCACAGGCAUCGUCCCUCGGAACUACCAGAUGCCGCUGUCAUGGCGACCGGCCCAGUGGAGUCAAGUGAAGUAGAGCCGGAUCGAGACUGCGUGCCCAUGACAGGAGGAAGUGACCCCCCCCCCCUACACUCCUGAAAGUGCCAUAUCUAAUCACAAGAAGAUGCUAUAUCAGUCAAGCUCCGUAGCUGUUCCAUUUCCCUUUUCUCCUGUAACGCCCACUCCAGUCCAACUGGCUAGCACUGUGACCAACCAUCGUUUCAGCCAAAACAUUUCACAAGGGUUUCCAGUGAGUGGAUCGCAAGCAUUUUCAUUGGCAGGUCCAGAUCUAGUUCAGUUAACAAUAGGACAUGUAAUUAUGUUGGUCAACGCCAAUAUCUCUCUCUGUAAUUGUUACAGAUACUCUGUUGCUGAAACAGAUACUCUGUUGCUGAAAACAAAACAAUCAUGUUUGUCACAGCAUUUGGGCUGACCCAAAUGUUUAGUCUUUCAUGCUCAAAUGUUUUACCAGGUUUUGGUUCAAAGACGUGCUGUAGCGUUGAGAACUGACCAGUCAUGAAGCAAGAGGCGCUUUUUGUAGUGCAAACCAUUUUCUAAGUAUAUGAACAACGUGGUCUCAGAGCAUUUCGUAUUAUUCUGUAUGUAAAUCCAAGACCCUCCAUUUAGUUUGCUUUUUUACGUUUCAUAUGGUAUGCAAUUAUUUUGUGGAUGUUCGUCAUCCAUUUCGUAUUAUGUUAUGAAUUACAAUUUGUAUGAUAUGCUAGAAAUUACAUUUCGUAUGAUAUGUUACAAAUUGCAAUUCGUACAAUAUGUUACGAAUUUGCUAAAUAUGUGAUGUGUUACAUAUGUGAAUAUGUUACGAAUUCCAAGUUAGUUGUGGAUAACGUUAGCUAGGUGGCAAGGUUGCUAACGCUACAGUUAUCUAGCUGGCUAACGUUAGCUAAGCUAGAGGUUAAGGUUUGGGAUAGGGUUAGGAGUUAGGUUAAAGUGUUAGGGGAAAGAUUAGCUAACAUGCAAAGUAGCUAAAAAGUAGUAAGUAUUUGCAAAGUUGCUAAUUAGCUAGAAUGCUAAAGUUGUCCGUGAUGAGACUAAAACACGUAAUGCUAGAUGUUCACGUUAAAAGCCCAUCCAUCCACCCCGACCAACCACCCUCUUUUCGUUUUUCCGUCAAGCAACCACUAAUUUCAGUGUCCCAGAUUUACAUUUACUAUGUUACGUCUAGUCUAUGAGACUAGUCUAAUAUAACAGAUUUACUUUUCAAAUGAAUGCUUUAGAUUGCUACAGUUGGGAGACGAAAGAGAGUGAAAAGGAGAUAAGAAUUAGUAACAAUGUUCCUCAGUGCCUUUCUUGUUAUGAUUGCAUAGUAAGUGUAGCAGUGUCCUCACUAAUGUGUUCAUGUUGAAUUGAAUUACCGUUUUAAAGUUACACAUCAGUAUUUAGACUGGAACAGAUAGGACGAUGCUUGAAUGAUGCUGCCGCUGAUCACCGAUAUAGCACACACACACUUGAACAAUUAUGACUCCAUUACAUUUUCUCCUUGUUUCUGAAUGUAAAGAAUCAUGUAAUUCUUUGAAUCCUGUCAGUGUCUUUCCAAGGCAAUCAUGUUUGAAAAAAUAAAUCCGGACUCACUUCUUAUUUUCUAUUGAUUUAUUUAUUACAUAAUAUUGCUCUUGUUUUUCUCUGUUAGGGGAAUAUUAGACUCUCUAUGUCAUGUAAUUUCUUGCCUAUUAUGCCAAAUAGCUGCAUUGUGUGGACUGUCCCUUGACCAAAUUGUAGGUCAGUGUGAUGGAGAGAGGUUAACACAGUGAGGUUUUAUUGAGGGGUCAUGACAAUGUCUCUGCUUACUGAUGAAGGCUGAACCAAAUGCCCCUCUCCUCAAAUGAAAUGUAUACCUCAGAACUGUCCUGUUAACCACCCAAUGGGAAGAGCUGAUUGUGGUGUAACCAUGGGAAAAAUGUAUCGAUAGGAAAUAAAUCAUAUUUAGCACACUUAA